GAUGGAGGGGGCGCGCGCGCGGGAGGCAGGCCACGCCCCCUGGCGAGGGCUCCGCUCGGACCGUGGUGAGAGGCGAGGCGAGGCCGCGGGCGGAGGAGGCCGGCAGGGAGGCCGGAAGAGGAGGCGGCGGCGGCCGGGCGAGGAGAGAGGGCCCGGCCUGGGCACGCCCCCCCGCCCCCCCGGCCGCGCGGAGGAAGUUGGAGGCUUGGGAGGAAGGAAGGACUCUUCAGAUUCUGCCGCAGCAAGGAAGUCAGCAUGGCUGGGGCCAGGGCCGCCUGGCUGCCUGCAAGUUCCCGGAUGCGGCAUGUUCAGUGAAAGCAGCAAGAAGAAGGUGGAAGGAAGGGACCUGAAGCAACUCUUUCGAAAGCCCGAGACCACGAGUGCUGGGUCUCCUCAGCAGAGCAAGGGGGCCUCGGCCAUGGAGGACAAGCGCAACAUCCAGAUCAUAGAGUGGGAGCACCUGGACAAGAAGAAGUUCUACGUCUUUGGCGUCUGCAUGACCAUGAUGAUCCGGGUCAGCGUGUACCCCUUCACGCUCAUCCGGACGCGGCUGCAGGUGCAGAAGGGGAAGAGCCUCUACAACGGCACCUUCGACGCCUUCGUCAAGAUCCUCCGGGCGGAAGGGGCGGCCGGCCUCUACCGGGGCUUCCUGGUCAACACCUUCACCCUCAUCUCGGGCCAGUGCUACGUCACCACCUACGAGCUGACCCGCAAGUAUGUCUCCCGCUACAGCGACAGCAACACCCUCAAGUCGCUGGUGGCCGGGGGCUCGGCCUCCCUGGUGGCCCAGAGCAUCACCGUGCCCAUCGACGUGGUCUCCCAGCACCUGAUGAUGCAGCGCAAGGGCGAGAGCAUGGGCCGCUUCCGGCUGCAGCCGCCCCAGGGCAAGCGCUUCGUGGUCUUCGGCCAGACGCGGGACAUCACCACCCAGAUCUUCAAGGCCGACGGGCUGAGGGGCUUCUACCGGGGCUACGUGGCCUCCUUGCUCACCUACAUUCCCAACAGCGCCGCCUGGUGGCCCUUCUACCACUUCUACGCAGAACAGCUCUUGAACCUCACGCCUAAGGAUUGCCCGCAACUGCUCCUCCAAGCCAUAUCUGGGCCCCUGGCCGCCGCCACAGCCUCCACCCUCACCAACCCCAUGGACGUGAUCCGGGCUCGCGUGCAGGUGGAAGGCAAAAGCUCCAUUAUUCUCACAUUCAAGCAGCUGAUGGCAGAGGAAGGCCCGUGGGGCCUCACCAAAGGCCUGUCGGCCCGCAUCAUCUCUGCCACCCCGUCCACCAUUGUCAUUGUGGUGGGUUACGAGACCCUGAAGAAACUGAGUCUCCGCCCAGAGCUGGUGGACUCCAGGCACUGGUAGUGAAGCUGCGGGAGGGAGAGAUGGACUUCUCUGGAAUCUCUUGGACCAGGCCAAAGCGAGCCGCGUUGUGGGGGCGGCAGCAGCUGAGAGCUCUCUGGCCCUGUGAUGUGGAGCCGGAUGGCGUGUUGGUGAGAGCGCCAGGGGCCCUUUCCUCCAGCCCCAUCUGACUGACACCACCCUUCGGACUGGAAAAGCAAAGCCUAAUGUGUAAAGAACUCAGAACUCUCUUCAUUAACUUCUUAUGUGAGUACAGUCUGGCAUGUCCCCGAUUUCCACCCUUUUUCUUUUUUAAAUUAAAACACUUAAUUGAAGCAAAGUAACACUUUCUUCUCAAAACUGAUGUUGAUGUUUAUUUGUUAAAACUUGUUUUGCCAAAUCCCCACACCAGGGGAGGAAUCCAAUAGCACUAGUGCCCCCUGCCGGAGGAUCUGUUCAUUCCAGCAGUGGACACUCGUAAAUGGGAAGUCCUUCAUUAAAAACAGUUCAUCUCCACCCCAUUCCCCAAAGUUCUUGCGGGGGCCCGGGGUGGUGUUCCCAGCGCCAGGAGCUAUUUUAGAAAGAAACCACUUUGAGCAUCCUGACAAGACCUGUACAUUUCCCCCACUCUGGUUUGUAUCUUGUGGGUAACUCUCUUGCCAAUCUUCCAGUAUUGGAGCAUUUGUUUUUCCUUCUGGCUGCAUCAAAAGUGAUUUGAAAGGAAGUUCCUUUCUAGUCCGCAGCAGUUGUGGUGCACAAUUGUACUUCUGUGUGGUGUGUAUGUAAAUAUCUAUAUCUAUCUCUGUCUCUUCUGAGGAGGGUGGAAUUCUAGUCUCCUCUGGGGAGGCCCCCAUUCUGUGGCCUUUGCAAAUGCCAGUGUAAAAGCAGUGACGGAUCCCCACCCAGCCUUUCAGCACCAAGGAAUCCAAUGAUUCUCUGCCUUGGGUGGGCUUCAUCUGAGAGGCUGUGGGGCUUGUGCUGUGAAAUGUCUUGCAGCAUUGCCGCUUCUUGGUCACUUCCUUGUGCCAGGGAUCACUGAACUAGUGUGGUGCUAACAGAUUGGACAGGAUGCCAGAGAGGGAGGCAGUGGUCUCCAUCCCCUUGCUGGAGACAGAGCUGGGAGGGGGCUGGGCAUUCAGGAGCUUGGCAGGCCCCCCCGUCUAUGCUCCUGUCUGGGAGCUGCAGUCCCAACAGCAGCUGCAGCCCCUCAGGCUGGCCACCCCUGCUUUAGAGGGCAGCGUGGAGGGUGGUCUUCAAAAGCAACCCAGGGUUGCCGAGUCUUUGCACUUUGCUUGCUCUGUGUGUGUGUAUGAUGUGUCCAUGUGCAGCUGUUUCGGCGUGGGUCAGUUGACGUGUGUGCCAUCGCUCCGGAGGGCGAUCUCCAGGGCCGGUCCUCUAUCGAAGCUCGCGACGGCCCCAAGGUCCUUGCGAGAGGCCUCUCCACAGCCUCAGAAGUGGCUCCCAAGGAGCCUGACCUCCCCCAGCAGCCUCUAUGCUGCCUGAUUCAGUGCAGCCUCUCCCCCACCCCCCCGGGAUGGGAAGGGGGAAAGGCAGAAGUCACAGAGGGGCGUGCUGAGGGCAGGGCCGCCUUCGGAGUGUGGUCAAGCUGAAAAGGAACUGCAGCAGUGGACAGGCUGCGUGCACGUGGCAGGCCGGGCACCCCACCCCAGCAGCUGCCCAGGUAGCACUGCGAACAGGCCUGUGUGGGGAGCGGGGUUGUCUUUGUGCCACCAGGUUUUGGCCACAGAGGAGCCUUGGCUGGGUUUCUAAGCAUGCUGUAAUUCGCGGUGUCUCCCCAGCAUGUGAGUGUGUGUGUGUGGGGGGCGGGGGGUAUUAGCUUGGGCCAUAAUGGGGAACUGGAAGACUGGCCUGCUGCUCAUGUUCAAACGUGUGUUCGCCCCCCUCCCUCCCCCACUCUGCAGGCCCUAAACGUGAACGGUGGUGGAACUCCGCUCUGGGUGUGUGGUGGGCACACACUGGAUCUGGGCCUACUCCCUCCCCACCCCGGAUAGCCCACUGCAGUUGAAUCCACCCCACACAAAGGGAGGACUGGUGUCCAUCAGUGUAGGGGAGGGAAAAGGUGCUGCACACUCCAUGUAGCCCCCGCAGUCCUGAAUCCAAGCCAUCUGCUGCCCAUCCAUUUCAGGCCAUGUGUCUAGCUCUCAGUGAGGUGGCAGACUUGUCUCUAGGCUGUACCACUGCAGGAGCUCGCCUGAUGAGGACCUUACCAAAAAACUUAAAAAUGAGGGCAGCAGCACGUACAGACCUGGCAGAGCAGUGAAGCAGGUUCUGGCCUGGCUGUCUGACCCCUGAGUUUCCUAUGAGCAGGAGUGUUUUCCCCCUAACCGGGUGAGCUUCCGCCUGUUGUCUGAAGUGGCACAGCCCACAGCACAAACCAGCCACUGAGGGCUAGGCCUUUUCAUGUGCGCUGGGGCGAACUGGCGGCAGGCACUGGGAGUGCCACAGAAACUUGGAGUGACCCGGCAGAUACAGGGAGCAAAGCUGGCCCCACACUCAGGCCCUCUGGCAGACUGCCUGUGCUCCUGGGACUGCUCAGGGUCUGGCCUCCACCCAGAUAGGCUGGCUGAGUUGGGCUUCUCUCUCUUGCUUAAAAGUGGCAGCCCAGAAGCUUUUGUUUCUCACUCUGGAUGUGGGGCCUGCGAGUUGCUCAGUCCUCCCAAACCCUUGGCUUUAUUUUGUGCAGGCUGGUCUUUGAGAGGUAUUUUUGCUGAAGUUCACGAGGGGUUGGUGUGCUGGUUACACCUAGUGGUGUCACUCUUGGGCAUUGUGGCUAAUGAUUUUAUAGGUUCCAGAUCCAGAGCCUUGGUGAGGUCUGGAUGGCUAAAUCCUGCCCGCUUUGAGAAGCUGCUUGGAUGGUUUUGCGGUGGUCCGUGUUACGCCCCACAGACCUGUGCGCAAAGCCUUGUCGGCUUGGGCUAACUGAUCCCUCCGGCUGCUUAAGGAAUGUUUCCCAUGGGGAAGUCCAGGUCUGUCUUUCUGUUACCCCAACUACAAAAGCCAUGUUUUGUCAUUUUAACUGGUGGGCUGAAAUUUCAUUCCGUUCUUGAUCCAUUUGGCUUCUUGCUCUUUAAAGUGCAAUGAGAGAGUCUGAAUUAUUAUUUUUGCUUCCAAUCACUAGCGCACAGAGCCUGUAGGGAACGCCACCGGCCUGAUCUCAGGAAGCCCUCUUACAGGGGUCCCCAAGCUCAAGCUCUCCAGCUGUGGCUGGACUACAGCUCCCAUCACCCCCAGCUGCAACUUAUUGUGGCUGGGGCUGAUGGGAGUUGUAGUCCAGCAACAGCUGGAGAGCUUGGCCACCCCACUCUAGUGACUGACUGCCUGAGGAGGAGGAGGAGGAGGAAGGGAGUGGCAGGCCAGCCUCAUCUGAGGACCCGACUCCGAGAACCCCUCGCCAAGAACAAACAAUACUUGGGGUGGGGACGGCUAAGGGCCAGUCGUGCCAGCGGGGAGCCGUGGACAGCCACGUGCAAUGAGGGUCUGCCCGCUCGACGUGGGAGCCCCUGCCAACCCAUUUCGGAUCACUCGGUGCCUCCUGUUUCAAUGUGGAGUUUGAAUGUAUUUGUGUCUAUUAAGCCAAGUUUCAAAUUUGCACUGUAAGAAGUCUCUGAGGUGGAAUUAAAGUUUUUAUUAUUUAUUUGA
Messenger RNA from Hemicordylus capensis (graceful crag lizard), 4996 nucleotides. It is a transcript of the gene SLC25A44, whose product is annotated as solute carrier family 25 member 44. Bases 2 to 1360 code for a protein of 452 amino acids. The transcript is spliced from 6 exons. NCBI's taxonomy places the organism in Eukaryota, Metazoa, Chordata, Lepidosauria, Squamata, Cordylidae. The record is from RefSeq and is a predicted model, not a curated record. Gene Ontology annotation, biological process: branched-chain amino acid catabolic process. Gene Ontology annotation, molecular function: branched-chain amino acid transmembrane transporter activity. Gene Ontology annotation, cellular component: mitochondrion.